AAGGACCACUCUUAUGGCCAUUAUAUCUCACACAACUAAGAUCUUCCUUUUAUUUUUCUAAACACGAUUAGUAAAAAUCGCUUCUAUCAUGACAUCUUUUGUGCUUGUGAUUUUUGCAGUUAUUGGUGUAUGUUUUUCUUUUUGUUUAUCUACUUUGCGCUAGAGUACCAGUUGGCCUUGGUACCAAGCCAUGGCGCAGAGUCGCCUGCUGAAUUAUACUGGAAGGCAAAGUUGAGCAACAUCCCUAUGCCAAAACUUGUCAAGGAUUCUUUGGAACUAGGUACAAAGGAUGGAAUUAGUACGAAACUCAACCUAAUGAAUUAUGGACACACCAAUAUGGAUCAUGAUUUCGAAAGGUUGGCACCCUUGUACAAGCGUGGCUUUACGGGUGCGCAACUACCUCAAGAUGGCAGAGUCAUGUACUUUACAGAAGAGAUGUUACUCAAGAAAUUAAAAAUGAAACUGGACUUGAUUAAAACUGAUAAUGAAGCCAAGUUUUUACCAAAAUCAAAGUCCGUUGUGUCAUCUAACAAGCUCCAAAUGAUCCUUAAUCAUCUAUCCGUGGACCCUAAGUCAAUUGCUGCUCAAGAUAUUGCAAAGACGGUCAAAGAAUGUGCAGAUAAUGGUGUUAAAGGAGAGGUCCGAUACUGUGCAACUUCAUUGAAGGGUAUGGUUGAUUAUGUUAAUUAUAAGUUUGGAAAAAAUAACAACUUGAAGGUAACAGUGUUAUCUAUGGAACACGACAUAAAAAGUGUUAUGGAAUACAACAUUCAAAAGGUACAAUGAGUAACCCAUACGCGGUGUUUCUUUGUCACAACAUAAAGAAGACGAAGAUGUAUGAUGUUUCAUUGAUUGGUGCUAACGGGAAGCAAUUGAACGCGUUUGCUGCUUGUCAUAUGGAUACUUCUUCGUGGAAUCCUAAACAUUUGGCGUUUCAACUUCUUAAAAUCAAGCCAGGGAGUAAGCCUAUAUGCCAUUUCCUUAGUGGAAAUGAUUUAGUUUGGCUUCCUAAAUCCUAAAUCCUAAAUCCUAAAUCCUAACUAAUGUGUUAAUUUCCACAUAUGGAUCCUAGCUUAGGUUCAGGGCUCAAGUACGUACUAUAGUUAUAUAUAUAUAUAUAUAUAUAUAUGUAUAUAUAUGCAUAGGGGUGCAAAUAAGCUAGGACGUUCGCGAACAACUCGCGAACAAGCUCGGUCAAAGCUCGGUCAAAGCUCGUUCAUUAAGCAAUUGAACGAGCUCGAGCAAAUAUUUAAGGCGCGUUUGUUAAACGAGCUUUACUCGAACAACAUCCCGUUCGGCUCGUUAUUGUUCACGAACAGCCCGUUUAUAUCUCUUUUGUAACUCGUUAGUAGCCCGUUUAUAACUCCGUUAUAGCUUGUAAAAUAUUUUAAUAGAAUAAUACAAAUUUAAAUAUAGAAUAUGUAUUAUUUUGUAUAAUGGUAAAGUCUAAAUUUAAUAUGGUAAAAAGUAAACAAAUUUUAGGAAUUAUAUAUCUAGAAACUCAAUAGUCAAUGCAUAUUUGCUUGAAUUUUGUCAAUUAUACAUUCAUAUUUCCUGCUUCCUCUUUUAGUCUUCUCAAUCACGACAAUCAACAAGAAUUUUGCUGGACUUCCAAAUUAGCUACUUCUUCAUAUUUCGUCAAUCUUUAUGGCCACUAUAAGUACCCUUGAAUUGAAUAGGUUUUCGAUCAUUUACUAAAACCCGUUUAAAGCUCGUUAAGAUUUGAGCUCGAGCUCGAAAUACAAACGAGCAAGCUCAAGCCGAGCCCGAGAAAGUAUUUUAUUAAACGAGCCUGGCUCGAACAAAAAAAAUUAAAGCUCGUUCAAGCUCGAGCCUGCUCGAAUACCAAUGUUCCUUAACAAGCUUAGCUCGAUAAGGUUAUUACUCGACUCGACUCGGCUCGGCUCAUUUGCAGCCCUAUAUAUGCAGUACUGUGAUAACGGGAAAUUAACAAGGCCCGGUAAAUAAGCACCUAUGCUUCCUAAUUCCUAGUUAUUCUUAGUUAAAACUUUAUCAUGUGUGCCACCGUACAUUUGCUAGCUACAUGUAAAUGUCGUAAUCAUCAACUUGUAUAAAUGUAUUUUCUUUCACGUUAAUGCCCUUCCUUGGUAUUUUUGUUUUUGUUAAUGUAUUUUUCUUACAUAUAUAAAUUACUUUUAAAAAAGUAAAUAGUGGUGUACAAGGUCUUAUCAGUAAAUAGUACUAGUUUGCUUAAUUGCAAAGUCAUCAUAAGACGUACACUAAUCGUAUGUACUACAUACGUGCAUGGUACAAGCUAGCUAGCUAGCUAGCUAGCUAGUAUAUAAUGAUAGAAUAUGAUAAUCAAUAACAGAAGAAUAUAUAGGACAAAUCAGUGGUAAUUAGAAAUGAUAGGUAGUAUUAAAACACAAUAAUUAAUUAAGAACACUAAUGAUAGGUAGUAUUAUGAUAAUUAAGUAAGAAGGAAGAGAAGCUAGGUAGGUACUGGUAGGUAGUAUUAUGAUCGAUCAGUUAGAUUGAAUAUCAAGAGUAGCAAGCUGUUGAAUAUUCAUGGGGUAAGAAACGUCGCUACCACCAUUAAAGGCCCUCCUUCCUAAGAUAACGUUGACAUGUGAUGUAGGAUGGAAAGCAUCCCAAAAUACGUAUUCUUCUCUGUUCAUGCAUGGUGUUUGGAAUGGUAGACAUGUUAUUUGCCCUUGGUUUCGCCCGAUCCCGCAACAUCCACGGUCGAUCACUUUGAAUCCUGCAAUUUUAUUAAUAUCAGUUCAGUUUCAUUCAGUUCAGUUCAGUUCAGUUCAGCCAAACAAUUAAGAUUAGAAUGUACGUACCGUAAGCAGCAGGACGAGCGAGGAUGUCACGGAACAUGUUAGCAAUAUCGACGUAAAUGAAUCUAGAACCAGGAAGUUUGGAAUUGAGAUUGUUGAGCAUUGUCUUGACAUUUGCAUUGAAAGGUUGUACUAGUAGGUUCACAGCUUCAGAGCAAUUCCCAGUAGGACUCUGUGCUAAUAGGCUUGGGAUGCAUCCCAUCAUUCCUAAUCCUGCUAUUGCAAACUUCCUCCCUCCUAGAUUAUACAAUUUCUGCAUUUCAACAAACAUAUAUAUGUAGUCAAUCAUGCACGUACAUCAUUAUAAUUAUAAAUAUAUUGAAGAAAGAUUGAUCGAUCCAUCGUUCGACUUACAGUGAGCUGAGUGGUGUAUUGUUGUACCAAGAGGUUUGCAUAUUGCUGGGCAUUGUAUUGAUUUCGAGUUGGAUAAUUGGGCAUAAGAUAGUUGUUUAAGUAAUCAUUACUUCCCAUUCCUACAAAGAACAAGCAUUGUGCCAAACUUCUACUCAUUUCAUCUGCCCCAAGAUUAGCUGUUAUUUGGUCUAAUGUGCUCUCAAAGUUCCGAACUUGCUGAUUAAACGGUAUGCGUCCAAC
Molecule: messenger RNA, 3398 nt
Organism: Spinacia oleracea (spinach)
Lineage: Eukaryota; Viridiplantae; Streptophyta; Magnoliopsida; Caryophyllales; Amaranthaceae
Product: BURP domain protein RD22
Exons: 3
Coding region: 130-786 (218 amino acids)
Source: RefSeq, a predicted model, not a curated record